AUGUUGUGUGAAAAUUUAAAAAUGUCUGAAAAUUUUGUAGAAAAAUAUCCAGAUAGAGUGUAAUCUAUUAUCAUAAUUAGUCCCAUAUUAUUAUAGAUUAGUCAUAGAUCUAGACUCAAAUUUUAAGAUGGAACAUCCAUUAAAAAAUAUUUAGUUAGCAAAUCUGAUCACUUUUAUCAUUUUCUUUAAGUAAUUCGAGAUACUCUCCAUUUAUAAAAAUAAGAAAGUCUUUAUUUAUUCAUCAAUAAUUCUGGUUUAAUCAAAGCAGGUAUCAAUCUUUAAAUAUUACAUCAGAAAGUUAAGUUGAUGAAGUUUAUUAGAAAUUCAAAAGUACAGAUGGUUUUCUUAGAAUUAAUUUAACUGAAUAUCCUUCUUUUGGAAAAAUAUGACACUUAAUACAUUCAUACUUUUUAUUUUCAAUUAACCAUUAUUCUAUAAUUUAGACCAAUCACUUAUACCAUUUUCUAUAUUUAAUUUAAGUAUUUUAUCAUUUAUUUAUUUCCCCUAUUUCAAAUCAUGAAUUACUAACCAAAUUAUCUAUUAAAAAAAAUAUUUUAUUUCAAAAUGUUACUCUCCAAAUAUAUAAUUUAGUCAUUAAUUAUGAAAUAAUAAUUUCUUCUAAAAUUCAAUAACUUAUAGGUUUAUUUAUUAUUUGUUUAAAAUUGA
Paramecium sonneborni is the source of this 666-nucleotide messenger RNA. Lineage: Eukaryota; Ciliophora; Oligohymenophorea; Peniculida; Parameciidae. The record is from the annotation of a GenBank genome assembly.